AUGAGAAAACGCAGCGCUUAUACCUUAGGUAUAGCUCUGAUUUGCUUCUUAGUACUCAUGAUUCUAACCCCAUCCAUUCCUCAGUCCCAAGAUUAUCACAAUUUUGCCGAUCAACGCACCUUUUUCGGUAUUCCCAAUGCACUUGAUGUCAUAUCCAAUUUCCCUUUUCUCAUUAUUGGUUUAAUUGGACUUGUUCUUUCUCAUCAUCGAAAUUAUUUUAACCUCAGUUUGCAAGGUGAACUUUGGGGUUGGACAUGUUUCUAUGUUGGUGUGGCUGCUGUUGCUGUUGGAUCUUCAUACUAUCAUCUCAACCCAGAUGAUGCUAGGCUUGUGUGGGAUAGGUUACCUAUGACUGUUGCUUUUACUUCGAUCAUUGCAAUUUUCAUCAUUGAGAGGAUUGAUGAGAGGAAAGGAAUGAUUUCAAUUGUACCUCUAAUUUUGGCUGGUGUUAUUAGCAUUAUGUAUUGGAGGUUCUUUGAUGACCUCCGUCCAUAUGCUUUGGUCCAAUUUGUACCACUCAUUGCAAUUCCAGUCAUGGCUAUUUUGUUGCCGCCAAUGUACACUCAUUCAACUUAUUGGCUAUGGGCUGCAGGAUUUUAUCUUCUAGCUAAGGUGUUAGAGGCCACUGAUGACGUCGUCUACAAAUGGACUAAUCAUAUUGUCAGUGGUCAUACACUCAAGCACUUGUUUGCAGCAAUGGUUCCCGUAUUCUUGACAUUGAUGCUUGCAAAGAGGAGUGAGGAACCAGAGAGGCGAAGUUUGUAUACAAUAUGGAAGAUUUCCUGGACAAAGGCCAAUGACGGCGACUCAAAUGUCGAGAGCUACGCUUACUCAAGGGUGCAGGUUGAAGAGCCACAGUAA
Molecule: messenger RNA, 861 nt
Organism: Vicia faba (fava bean)
Lineage: Eukaryota; Viridiplantae; Streptophyta; Magnoliopsida; Fabales; Fabaceae
Source: the annotation of a GenBank genome assembly